AUGAAAGUCUAUGCCGAGGUUUACUUCAACGGAGAGCCCAAAACAAGCAUCCGAACCACCGUGGACAUGGCUGGAGGGAUGAACCCUAAAUGGGACCUCCAACUCAAUUACACGAUCAACAUGGCCUCUCUCGACAAUCCUGGACUGGAGGUGGUGGUGAAGGUGAAGCUCUACUGCCAGAGAACUUGGGGAGGAGACAAGUACAUCGGUGAAGUCAACAUGCCGGUCAAUGCCCUCUUCGACAGGCGUACGGAUGGUAAAGAGGCGAGCUUCGAUGUGGAUGGGACCGAGAAUGGGAAGCUCAAGUUUUGGGAAUGA
Messenger RNA from Salvia hispanica, 318 nucleotides. RefSeq names its product protein SRC2 homolog. Lineage: Eukaryota; Viridiplantae; Streptophyta; Magnoliopsida; Lamiales; Lamiaceae. The record is from RefSeq and is a predicted model, not a curated record.